Heterotrigona itama is the source of this 746-nucleotide messenger RNA. The record is from the annotation of a GenBank genome assembly. NCBI's taxonomy places the organism in Eukaryota, Metazoa, Arthropoda, Insecta, Hymenoptera, Apidae.
AUGGAUAUCGGAUUUUCAUCGUACCACAAUGGUGGACCAACAAGAGAACAAGAUUUUGGUAGAUUGUCACAGACCAUCGGCACAUCAAUUUUAAAGAUAUCUCAAAAUGGCACCAGAUACAACAUUAUACACAACAGUUGGCAAAAGAUACUAGUGUACAUCUUCGAGAUUUGGCUAUAUUGGCUAAUAAUUCAGGAUCUACCAGUCCUGGCGAACAAAGACAGCGUAAAAUGCAGAGAGAACGUUUACAAGAUGAAUUUACAAGUGCAUUAAAUUCUUUUCAAGCAGUACAAAGGCUUGCAGCUUCCAAAGAGAAAGAAAUGGUUAGAAAAGCUAAAGCUAAUGCAGGUAUUACUCCAUUUGGGGAAAAGAAGCAAGAAACGUUGAUAGAAUUACAAGACAGCAGAACUCAGAAACAAAUACAGCAACAGCAAUUGAAAGAAGAACAAAAUUUGCGAAUGUUGGAAGAACAGGAAGCAAGUAUAAGACAAUUGGAGAGCAAUAUUAGCGAUAUCAAUCAAAUUUUCAAAGAUCUUGGUGCUUUAGUAUAUGAUCAAGGAGAAGUUAUUGACUCCAUAGAGGCUUCUGUUGAAAGAACGGAAGUAUCUGUUAAUGAAGCUACUUCACACGUAAGACAAGCAAGCAUGUAUCAAAAUAAAUUGCGCAAGAAAAAAUGCAUACUUGCUCUUAUCGGAGCGGUCGUAUUAUCUAUAUUAAUUGGAAUCAUUGCUUGGCAAAGGUCUUAA